GUUUAAAGUGUUUUGUAAGUAGUAUGUGGUCCUAAUGCUAAACUUUCAGUGGAUGUUUUUCAAAGACAAUGAAAAGAGCUUCAUCAAGACCUCAACAACUCAAAGAGCAGCUCCUUCAGGCCAUCGAUGCUCAAAAUAAUAUACAGAACACGAUGGCUGUAUUGGAUGUGAUAUGCUGCCUGGAAAAUUUCCCCAUGACUAAAGAGGCUCUAGUGGAAACCAGACUUGGAAAGUUGAUCAAUGAUGUGAGAAAAAGGAGCACAGAUGAAGAUCUUGUUAAACGUUUAAAAAAUCUUAUACGACGUUGGCAGAGGCUGGUUGAAGUAAACGAAGUCACAGCAAAAGAGCUUUCAAGCUUUGCAGACAAUUCGACUUCUGCUGAAUGCAUUCCUGGAUCAACACAAACCCUUACUGAAAAUUACAGUAGAACUCUUUUUCACAGUACCAUGAGUGAGAAGGCUGAAAUGUCUCAGGGUUCUGUCCCAGAUAAAACCAUUAAAUAUCCAAACAAUUUUAGAAAGAGUAAAAUACCUGUCCGUGCAAUCAAACCAUAUUCCUCGUCCAUCAAGCAUUUACAACAGUCCACAAGCUGGAGAACAUCUCUGUCCAAUCAUCAGUCCCAAAAUGACAAUAGUAUCACAGACCAGCACAAGUUUGAAAGAAAAACCACUUCUGCCAGUCACAGCGACGAAAAGCACUUUUUGGCCGCCAAGGAACCAGCACAAUCCACUUCCAUUACUUCUAAUCUACAAAAUUCAUCCAUCCAAGAUUCAUACGUAAAGAUGCAAAAGCCUUCAGACCUCCUCAACAUACUCAAACCUGCUGCACUAAACGGUAUCCUCGAUGAGGUCUCCAGCACAGUGACAGACACAAACAUAAGGGGUUUUGAGGAUAAGGCAAGGAAGAAACAGCAUAACAGUCACACUGUCAAACUCGAUGGAGAGGACAGUACCAAAACUGCACAACUGCAAGCGGGCAAGCAAGCAUAUGACCCUCAUACUCAAGCAAUACAACCUAUAUCAAGCAAAACAUUUACAAAAGAUUGCCAGAGAUCAACAGGAAGUGAAAUCCAGGACAGUGAGCAUCUGAAAAACAGCCUUCGUUCAUUCCAACAGACAAACUGGAGAGAGAUGUCACAAAGUAAGAUGAUUCAGAAUAGCUUACUGAUUUCAGAAAAGUCAGGGAUGAGCUUUUCUGUGGGUGAGAACAUCAAGCAACAGAUAAAGAACUCCAAAGAGUGCAGAAAAACUCAUGGGUUUAUACAAGAGUUCCCUGUGACAGACCUUCCAGGGGUCAGCCGAGAGGUCACCGAGCGAGACCUCAUCAGGAUACGUAGUCAGCGAUGGCAUGGUGUGAAUGGCUGUUACGAUAACUGGAAUAACUGGUAUGACUGGACUCAGUCCAUCAGCCUGGAUCCAUAUGGGGAUGGGAGUAAAUUUAGGAUUUUGCCUUACGUUGGCGUAGAUUACAGACUUUGAGUUUUUAGAGGCAUGUUUCUUAAAUCUUCAAAUGUGACCCUGGACCACAAAACCAGUCUUAAGUGUCAAUUUUUCGAAAUUGAGAUUUAUACAUAAUCUGAAAGCUGAAUAAAUAAGCUUUCCAUUGAUAUAAAAAAAAUCCAAAUAUUGAGAAAAUCGCCUUUAAAGUUGUCCAAAUGAAGUUCUUAGCAAUGCAUAUUACUAAUCAAAAAUGAAGUUUUUAUACAUUUACGGUGAGAAAUUUACAAAAUAUCUUCAUGGAACAUGAUCUUUACUUAAUAUUCUAAUGAUUUUUGGCAUAAAAGAAAAAUUGACCAUUUUGACCCAUACAAUGUAUUUUUGGCUAUUGCUACAAAUAUACCCCAGAGACUUAAGACUGGUUUUGUGGUCCAGGGUCACAAAUGACUAUGUCCUGUGUUUUUGUUGAGCUUCUCUAUUCUUCAUGGUCCAUUGCACUGGUGUGGCAAAAAUGUUUUAGUACAGUAGUUUGAAAGCAAUAAGACAAUUAAUAAAUUCAUUUUCAGCAAGAAACCUCAAAUGAACAAAACCACCAUGUACACUACCAGUCAAAUGUUUGGAAUAAUUCAUAUUUAUUUUAAUGUUUAUUUUCACCAAAGCUGCAUUUAUUUGAUCCAAAAUACAGUAAAAACAGUAAUAUGGUGAAAUAUUAUUAGAAUUUCAAAUAACUAUUUCCUGUUGUAAUGUUUUAAAAUGUAAUUUAUUCCUGUGAUGCAAAGCUGAAUUUUAAGCAUCAUUACUCCAGUCUUCAGUCACAUUAGCUUUCAGAAAUCAUUUUAACAUGCUGAUAUCCUGCUCAGUUAUUAUCAAUUAUUACUGGUGCUCAAUUAUUAGUAAUGAUUAAUAAUUAUUAUCAAUGUUGAAAAGUUUUUUGCUGCUUAAUAUUUUUUGUGGAAACUGUAAUACUUUUUUUUCACAAUACUUUGGUGAACAGAAAGUUCAAUUAAAAGCAUUUAUUUGAAAUAGAUAUCCUUUGUAACAUUAUAAAUGUAUUUACUGUCACUUUUAAUCAAUUGAACGCGACUUUGUGGAAUAAAAGAAUCAAUUUAUUGUUUAGUCAAUAAAUGAAAACUAAAUUACAUCACUAACCCUCAGUAAUCGCAAAUGUUUGUAUUUGCAAACACUACUAAUGGCUUACAUUCUAGUUUUGAAAACAAACAAAAAUGCAGAAAGAGGAAGAAAAAGAGCAGAGGAAGGAUGAGAUAAGAUGGCAUGAUAGUAAAAAUCUCAGGGCCCUAUUUUGAAGAUCUGAGCUCAUGGUCUAAAGCACACGGCGCAGGUGCACUUAGGUCGUGUCCAAAUCCAAUUUUGCUAGUUUAACGACGGGAAAAACAGUCGCCGCGCCUUAGCAUGGUCUAAAAGGGUCGUCCCUAUUCUCUUAAUGAGUAAUGGGAGUGUUUUGGGCAUAACAAGCAAUAAACCAAUCAUAGUCUCAUUUCCCAUUCCAUUUAAAAGCCAGUUGCGCUUGCGCCAUGGCAGAUUCGCUAUUUACAUUGGGGAAUUUGCAAGCGCAAAGACUGAACGCAUCUCCAGAGAGGUAAUGGAGCUGCUCGUUCGCAAGCAAAUAGGUAGCCUAAUUCAUGCAAUGACUAUGAGAUGAAGGAAUUUUUAUAUUUAUGUAGCCUACACAAUAAUAAACUCCUUUCAUUUUUAAUAUUUGGCAUGUUUGUGUGCUGCGCGUCCCUGUGUGUGUAAUAAGCGAAGUGUACGUGCGUUGUGGACCCGCCUAUAGGCACAUAUUACUAAGCACUCUUUAAAUAACAAAAAAAUGCCUCAAAAUAGCAAUGCACCAACAAUGCGCCUGAACACACCUCGUUUUCAGACCAGCACGCCCAUGAGCGAACAGAUGGGCGCAAAUGCAUUUGCUAUUUAAACAACGUUCCGCAGGACGUGAAAAUGAAAACUGCGUCGGGCUGAAACUAGUAAAGAACACUUGCCGCAUUGCGCCGAGUGUAUGAUAGGGCCCUCAGUUCUAGCAGUCACUGUUUUUCUUUCUUGGUCAGCGUGAUUUCUGAUUGGCCGAUCUUUGCAGUGUGGGCGGUCCUUGUGAGUGGGUGAGAGAGCAAGCUGUUGCUACACUCUCAGAAAUAAAGGUACAAAAGCUGUCACUGGGGCAGUACCUUUUCAAAAGGUACAUGUUUGUACCUAAAGGGUCCAUUUUGGUACCUUAAAGGUACAUAUUAGUACUUAAAGUGUACAUAUUUGAACCUAAUAGGUACAAAAGUGUACAUUUUGAAAAGAUGACAGCUGACAGCUUUUGUACCUUUAUUUCUGAGAGUGUAGUCUGAGAAAGUGAGCUUUGGCUGUGAUAAAAAGGGGGUGUGUUGCCAUGAUAACUCAGUGGGCCAUGUGCACAAAAGAUUUUGCAGCAAAUAGAGGAAGUUAAAAAGGGGUUGAGUUUCAAACCAGCUAAACUUAAAUUGAAUGAACCAGAAACAAUUGAACACAUUCUUAUACACUGCAUAGCAUAUAAAAAUA
Molecule: messenger RNA, 3974 nt
Organism: Onychostoma macrolepis
Lineage: Eukaryota; Metazoa; Chordata; Actinopteri; Cypriniformes; Cyprinidae
Product: mediator of RNA polymerase II transcription subunit 26-like
Exons: 3
Coding region: 69-1478 (469 amino acids)
Biological process (GO): positive regulation of gene expression; regulation of transcription by RNA polymerase II
Cellular component (GO): nucleus; mediator complex; core mediator complex
Molecular function (GO): transcription coregulator activity
Source: RefSeq, a predicted model, not a curated record